AUGAUUGCAGACAUGUCAGUUUUACCUUAUAAUUCUCAGUUUUUCUGUUCUGUGUCUCAGUGCUAUGUGUCUAGGAAGUAUAGGGAAGAGGUUACUCCCCAGCAUUCUCAGGUAUCCAAAGCAUACCUAAGAAGCUGGCAGUCCGUUGCUUAUUCUGUUGCCGCCACGCAGUCUAAGCACUUUGGGAGCCAGAACCCAAGUUGUAAGAUUACGAUCGUCCACCCAACCAUGGAAGAAUUUGAAGAUUUCAGCAAAUAUAUUGCCAUGGAGUGGCAAGGCCACCGAGCUGGCCUAGCCAAGGUAAUUCCACCGAAAGGAUGGAAAGCCAGACAGACGUACGAUGAUACCGAUGACAUCUUAAUAGCCGCUCCCCUCCGGCAGGUGACCACUGGGCAGGCAGGUGUGUUUACUCAGCACCACAAAAAGAAGAAAGCCAUGGCCGUGAGCGAGUAUCGCCGCUUAAGAAACAGUGAAUGACACCAGACUCCAUUCUACUCUGAUUUUCAGGAUCUGGAGCAAAAAUAUUGGAAAACACGCCCCUAUGAUUCACCAGUAUACGGUGCGGACGUCCGUGGCUCCUUAUUCGAUGAAAACACGAAGCAGUGGAACCUUGGACACCUGGGAACCAUUGAGGACCUGCUGGAACAGGAGUGCGGAGUGGUCAUCGAUGGUGUCAACACCCCCUACCUUUACUUCGGCAUGUGGAAGACCGCCUUCGCCUGGCACACGGAGGACAUGGACCUUUAUAGCAUCAACUACCUGCACUUCGGGGAGCCCAAGACUUGGUACGCGGUGCCCCCGGAGCACGGCCGGUGCCUGGAACGCCUGGCCCGGGAGCUUUUCCCGGGCAGCUCGCGGGGCUGCGAGGCCUUCCUGCGGCACAAGGUGGCUCUCAUCUCGCCCACAGUCCUCAAGGACAACGGCAUCCCCUUCGGUCGGGUCAUUCAGGAGGCUGGAGAGUUCAUGGUGACGUUUCCCUAUGGCUACCACUCUGGCUUCAACUGCGCGGAAGCCAUCAAUUUUGCCACCCAGCGUUGGAUCGAUUAUGGCAAAGUGGCCUGGGAAUAG
Globicephala melas (long-finned pilot whale) is the source of this 1068-nucleotide messenger RNA. RefSeq names its product lysine-specific demethylase 4D-like. The record is from RefSeq and is a predicted model, not a curated record. Gene Ontology annotation, biological process: chromatin remodeling; regulation of gene expression. Gene Ontology annotation, molecular function: histone H3K9 demethylase activity. NCBI's taxonomy places the organism in Eukaryota, Metazoa, Chordata, Mammalia, Artiodactyla, Delphinidae. Gene Ontology annotation, cellular component: nucleus; chromatin.